Megalops cyprinoides (Indo-Pacific tarpon) is the source of this 5448-nucleotide messenger RNA. RefSeq names its product diacylglycerol kinase delta. Gene Ontology annotation, molecular function: ATP-dependent diacylglycerol kinase activity. Gene Ontology annotation, biological process: lipid phosphorylation; diacylglycerol metabolic process; intracellular signal transduction. The record is from RefSeq and is a predicted model, not a curated record. Bases 276 to 3512 code for a protein of 1078 amino acids. NCBI's taxonomy places the organism in Eukaryota, Metazoa, Chordata, Actinopteri, Elopiformes, Megalopidae. The transcript has 29 exons.
GGGAACCACAAUUAUACAGCUGAUUCAGAUCUCAUUUUUAUUCAAUUUAAAUAACAAAUGUAGGCUAUUUUUGGAUUCUGCAUCCAGAGGAGGAAAUCGAAUCGGUUCAAAUGAAUACGCGACUGCAUAAGUCGGGGAUUUGGUCGCUUCAUUGAUGGAAAUCGGCAGCCGACACUGAGGGAACGCUAAGCGGCUUGUAACAAUAACAGAAAACGCCACCGGAGGGGUGAGACAGCUCUACCCCCGUGUCCAUUCGACCGACCGACCGACCGACCAUGGCAGCUAAACUGAACCCGAACGUCCUGUACGUCCGGGAGCCCCGUGAGCAGGACUCUGACCGCCUGGCGCAGGCCGAAGCGGGCGAGGAGUCCUCCGACAGCGACGGCGAGCAGGAGGAAGCCUCGCACAAGCUCAUCAGGAAAGUGUCCACCUCGGGUCAGAUACGCGCCAAGAAAAGUGUGAAGGAGGGGAUCCUGCUGAAGCAGACCAGCUCCUUCCAGAGGUGGAAGAGGAGGUACUUCAAGCUGCGUGGACGAACCUUGUACUACGCCAAAGACUCCAAGUCUCUGAUAUUUGACGAGGUGGACCUGUCAGAUGCCAGCGUGGCAGAGACCAGCACCAAGAACAUCAACAACAGCUUCACGGUCAUCACUCCAUUCAGAAAGCUGAUGCUGUGUGCGGAGAACAGGAAGGAGAUGGAGGACUGGAUCAGCGCGCUGAAGUCAGUGCAGAAGUGGGAGACGUACGAGGCCAGUCAGUUCAACAUGGAGCACUUCUCGGGGAUGCACAACUGGUACGCCUGCUCCCACGCCCGCCCCACCUUCUGCAACGUGUGCCGCGAGGCGCUGUCCGGGGUCACGUCCCACGGCCUGUCCUGCGAAGUGUGCAAGUUCAAGGCCCAUAAGCGCUGCGCUGUGAGAUCCACCAACAACUGCAAGUGGACCACGCUGGCAUCCAUCGGAAAUGACAUCAUCGAGGACGAGGAUGGGGUGUCCAUGCCUCACCAGUGGCUGGAGGGGAACCUGCCGGUGAGCGCCAAGUGCGUGGUGUGCGAUCGCAACUGCGGCAGCGUGAGGCGACUACAGGACUGGCGGUGUCUGUGGUGCAAGGCCAUUGUCCAUAGCAGCUGUAAGGAGCACAUGGGGAAGAUCUGUCCAUUGGGCCCAUGUAAGGUGUCCAUCAUCCCACCUACUGCGCUCAACAGCAUCGAAUCCGAUGGGUUCUGGAAGGCCACCAGCCCUUCCUGCUCUAGCCCGCUGCUGGUUCUGGUCAACUCCAAGAGCGGGGACAACCAGGGCGUGAAGUUCCUGCGCCGGUUCAAGCAGCUGCUGAACCCGGCCCAGGUGUUCGACCUGAUGAACGGAGGCCCGCAGCUGGGUCUGCGGCUCUUCCAGAAGUUCGAGACCUUCCGCAUCCUGGUUUGCGGCGGAGACGGCAGCGUGGGCUGGGUGCUGUCCGAGCUGGACAAACUGGGCCUGCACAAGCAGUGCCAGCUCGGGGUUCUGCCCCUUGGCACAGGGAACGAUCUGGCACGGGUGUUGGGCUGGGGCGGUCUCUGCGACGAUGAUGCCCAGCUCCUUCAGAUCCUUGAGAAGUUGGAGAGGGCCACCACCAAGAUGCUGGACAGAUGGAGUGUGAUGACAUAUGAAGUCCCCACCAAGCAGUCCCCGCCUGCUGUGAAGGAAGACGAGACUCUUGACUCCUCCUUGCAGGUCCAGAUGAGUGUGUAUGCUGACUCCGUGGCAUCCCACCUGACCAAGAUCCUGGACUCAGACAAGCACAGUGACGUCAUCUCUUCCACUAAGUUCCUGUGCGGGACGGUGAACGACUUCGUGUCAGAGGUGGGGAAAGCGUAUGAGAGGGCGGCGGAGAACAGGGAGGAGGCGGACGCCAUGGCCAAGAAGUGUGCCAUGCUGAACGACAAACUGGACUCCCUGGUCAAGGCUCUGAGCGAGGAGAGCGACGCUCAGCUGGUGCCCGUGGGGCCCCUGCCGUCCCCCGGCGACUCGGACGCGCCCGAAAUCCCCCGGGCCUUCAGGUCCAAGGAGCAGCUGAUGCUGAGGGCCAACAGCCUGAAGAAGGCCCUGCGGCAGAUCAUCGAGCAGGCUGAGAAAGUGAUAGACGAGCAGAACAGGCACGCCCAGGUGCAGCGGAUGCCCUCCUCCUCCUCCAUAAAGAGGGAGAACAGCGAGGAGCUGAAGGAGGUAGACCCACGCCGCGGGACCAUGAGCCCGACCUCCUCCUCCAUCGUUCUGGAGAAAUCGGAGAGCUUCAGCUCCAUGCUUUUCAGCGAGGACUCCAUACAAUGCACCGAGAAAUGUGUCAUGAACAACUACUUUGGGAUCGGUCUGGAUGCCAAGAUCUCCCUGGAGUUCAACAACAAGAGGGACGAACACCCUAAGAAAUGCAGCAGCCGCACGAAGAACAUGAUGUGGUAUGGAGUGCUGGGGACCAAGGAGCUGGUGCAGAAGACCUACAAGAACCUGGAGCAGCGGGUGCAGCUGGAGUGCGACGGCGUGCCCAUGUCUCUGCCCAGCCUCCAGGGCCUGGCGGUGCUCAACAUCCCCAGCUACGCCGGCGGGAUCAACUUCUGGGGAGGGACCAAGGAGGAUAACAAUUUUGGAGCCCCGUCCUUCGAUGAUAAGAAGCUGGAGGUGGUUGCGGUGUUUGGAAGCAUGCAGAUGGCCGUGUCUCGAGUCAUCAACCUGCAGCACCACCGCAUUGCUCAGUGUCGGCAGGUGAAGAUCACCAUUCUGGGCGAGGAGGGUGUACCCGUUCAGGUGGACGGAGAGGCCUGGAUCCAGCCUCCCGGAAUCGUCAAGAUCGUCCACAAGAACCGGGCACAGAUGCUCACCAGAGAUCGGGCCUUCGAGAGCACGCUGAAGUCCUGGGAGGACAAGCGCAAGUGUGACAGCUACCGCACGGCGCGCCCGCGCCUCAACUCCCAGCAGUCCAUGGAGUACCUGACGGAGGAGGAGUGUGCCCAGGUGCAGCAGUUGGGCCUGGUGGCCGACGCCCUCAUCAACAGAAUCAGGGAAGCCGCGAAGACACACAAGGUGGUGGAGCAGGAGCUGGCCCACGCCGUCAACGCCAGCGCGCUGGUCCUCAGCGAGGCCUUCCCCAACAAGCCCUCCAGCCCUGAGUUUCUCAGUCGCACCACAGCCGUGGAGAUCGUCAACAGCUCCAAAGUCCUGCAGCAGGAGACCAGGAUGCUCCUGGAUGGGAAACUGCUGCAGCUGGACCCUCCCCAGGAGGAGGAACUUCUCUCUACUCUUAACACCCUGGGCGCUGAGCUGCAGAAACUGGAUGACAUCCACUGGAUCUGUCCCAUCAUGCACUGCACCGAGGAGGACAUACCCAGGAGCAGCAGUAAGAGCAGCAUCAAGCUGAAGAUCAUUCCCAAAGUGAAAAAGGAGAGAGAGAAGCUGCACAAGCAGAAGUCUAACAGCUCCCUGUCAGGUUCGUGGGAUUAUAAAGGAGGAUCAUGUGAUGCGGAUUCCGUGGGGAAUUAAGUGAGAAGUGAGCGGAGCCCCCAGGCCAGGGGGUUAGGCGUGGUCUCCCCCUGGUUGGAGUGGAUCUGCUGGGGCAGGCUGGAGUGACGCGGCCUCCCUCCCACUCCCACUGGCUGGCAGAAAGGCGGCACUGCGGAGGGCGUUGCAUCAACAUUGCGAAUCUUACGUUUGUUUAGUCUGUGGUCCUGCGAAGGUGUGUUACGCGAUCAAAACUGCCCGCUUGCAAGAGGGGAGGAGUCCUUGGCUGGGCUUCCGAGCGCUGUCUCUGAGCGACUCAACUUUGGCCUGGAACUCUCCCGGGCUAGAACACGUCAACGUCCAUUUAUUACUUUCCUCGUUUCACUUUUUUCCAACUCUUGCUCUGCUGUAACCUCAAGAACUAUUUCAAGUGAUGUUUUUUUUCUGGUAAACUGUCAUCGAACAACAAAAUCCUAUUUGAACAACUAAAACCUCUCUCUGUGUACUUAGGGGUCCUACAUGGAGGGAGUAGUAGGUGUCUUUAGGAAUGCAUCUGUGGCUAAAGUAGACUUGUGUCCAUGUGAAAACGGCCAGUUAUGUAUUGACGCCACUAUGCCAGUGUGUGCUGCAUGCUUUCCUUACCCGCUGAGCGUGAGAUUUUUCCUUUCAGUAAUCAAGUUGUGCUGUUGUACAAUUAGUGCGAUUAGCCGAGCGAUUUUUCGGAGCUUUUUUUAAAAAAUAACAUAUGUCUGUGCCAAGUUUGCACUGAACGCAAGUAGUUUCAGUCGUCAGAAGAACGCGUGUCAUACAUUUCAAAGGAGAUUAUAUUGCCUUGCACUUUAAACCUAAGAAGUGGACUCAAAAGUGUGGGUUGUGAAACUUUCGGAGUCGUUUACAAUGUCACAGCAACCUCACGUGUUCCUGUAAAACCAAUAAAUUAAGUAGGAUGUAUAGUCUAAGUGAAUGAAUGUUGAAAUACAACACAGAUGUUUACCUGUUCAGGUUUCGAUUAUUUUUUUUAGUUCAGCGGUGGUUUGAAGAAUCAUCUAUAGCUGCCAAGGACUUGAAUUUCACAGGCAGCAUCGAUAACAUGAUAUUUAUGUAAUGUGCCAGUAUUUAUUUUUUGAAUAAAGCGUUUUGGGUUAGCAACCCAAAGGGCCUAUGUACUCGGAGGUACGGUGAACAACAAACAGUACGUUGGGGUUGGGGAAUGUCAAAAAUAGAAUUAUAUGUAACAGGUCAUGAGCCAAAGCGACAUAGCAUAACCCAACACUGUUGUAAAAAGGUACUGAUGAUUGUGUGUGUGCGAAUAUGUUCCAAGUGAAGACAUUCCAUUAAAUUCAGCAAUACAGCUGAAGUUUAUGUUCUCAGAGCUGGGCUUGACGUGGCACGUGUUUGUUCUAAAGUGUUAAAUGAUAAUAUUCCUCAUUUUAAGCUGUGUUUGUGGAGUAACUUAAGGGUCUAUGCGUUCGAAAAUUGACGUUUUGUGAAAGUCCAGACUUGUCAUAGACGGCAACUGCUAGGUACUGGAGUGUUUCUAUUCUCUUCGCACACAAUGCGCACCUGGGUCCGAUUGGUGGAGACGCCCCAUAUGACACCUCCAGACCAAUCAGUGACGAGUGGAGUUUGUGUCCAUAUUGAACAGAAACACAAACAUAUGGAGAACUAUGCUAGUUGGACCGUCUAAGUAACCCAACGGGCCAAUACAUUGUACCAUACUAGGGGCAUCCCGGAGUCAGAAAGCUUCUCUUAAAAUGUGUUUAAAGGGUACAGAUGACUGUUCAUUUUAUCUUUUGUGAUUAUUCGCCUUUGGGGUUUGAUAGUGUAGUCAUUGUAAACCUAUUUUAUUUAUACUUUGUACCAUCUGAAUUCCCUGGCUCAUUUCAGAGAAGGUCCUCAUUCCUCUUCUUGGCUGCUAACAUGUCUACUGAAAGCAUAUUCCAUGGAGUGUUAACAUUAACAUGAAGCAAAAAUAAAG